AUAUAUUUGUGUCUCAUUCUAUCAUUGAUUUUUUUUGUUGUUUUUAUCCUUGUUUGCUUGUUUGUGAAAAGCUGACGCUACCUAAAACUUUGUACAAAGUUGUCCCGGCCAAUCGGAACUUCAUACAUACGAGAAAAUUAAAGUUAAAAUAAAAAAAAAAAAAAAAGGGGAAAUUACACACUGACGUGUCCCCAAAACGUAUCACUUUGACUGACUUUGGCCAUCAUCAUCAUUAUUCUUGUACAGCAACACUGAAAAUUACACGCAAAAUAUUAUUAUCAAACAAAAAAAAAAAAUUAUAUAUUUACUGCAAAAUUAAAUAAACUUUCGAGUGUUUUUUUUUUGUUUCUUUAUAUUAUUAUUUGGUUUUUUUUUUUUUUUCGAUAGAAAUUGUGAUUUUUUCGAUUCGCCAUUUAUUGAAAAUUAAUUGAAAAAAGUUUUUAAUUAUUGUGAUAACAUCAUGGCUUCUGUGCUCAAUAAUUUCAUGAGAUCAUUCAACAACAGAAUUGAGGCACCAGUUCAAAAACAUUUGAAAAAUGUUUAUGGUGCAUUGGCAUUAUCAACAGUCUCAGCAGCAUCUGGUGCUUAUGUACACAUGUUUACUGAUAUGUUUCAAGCAAAUUUAUUGAGUACACUUGGUGCACUUGGUCUUUUGAUUGCUUUGAGUAUGACACCAGAUAAUGGAAAGAAUCAAAAGUUACGUCUUGGUUAUCUUCUUGGUUUUGCAUUCUUGUCAGGUCUUGGCCUCGGGCCACUUUUGGAAAUUGUUGUUAGUAUUGAUCCAAGUAUCAUUGUAACAGCACUAGUUGGUACAACUGUUGUAUUUGUAUCAUUCAGUAUUUCUGCAUUGUAUGCACCACGUGGCCAAUGGCUUUACCUCGGUGGUACUCUUAUUAGUUUAUCAAAUGUUGCAAUUAUUUUGGUACUAACAAAUAUCUUCAUGCGAUCAACUUUAAUUUAUCAAGCACAAUUGUACUUGGGACUAUUUCUCAUGUGUGGAUUCAUCAUAUUUGAUACACAACUUAUUGUUGAAAAAUUCCACAUGGGUAACAAAGAUUUUAUUGCUCAUGCACUUGAAUUAUUCAUUGACUUGUUCAGAGUUUUCCGUUAUCUCGUUGAGAUUCUUACUAUCAAGGAACAAAAUAAUCGUAAACGCAAAGAAUAAUUUAUUCAUCAAUGUUUGAUAUGACAAUGUGGUGUCAUCAACAUUCAACAUCCAAUAAAAAAAUCCAUAAAAAUA
Messenger RNA from Aphidius gifuensis, 1240 nucleotides. It is a transcript of the gene BI-1, whose product is annotated as probable Bax inhibitor 1. The record is from RefSeq and is a predicted model, not a curated record. NCBI's taxonomy places the organism in Eukaryota, Metazoa, Arthropoda, Insecta, Hymenoptera, Braconidae. Gene Ontology annotation, biological process: cellular response to unfolded protein; negative regulation of apoptotic signaling pathway; negative regulation of RNA splicing. The coding region runs from base 461 to 1165 and encodes 234 amino acids. Gene Ontology annotation, molecular function: enzyme binding. The transcript has 3 exons. Gene Ontology annotation, cellular component: mitochondrial membrane.